AGUUCAGUAAAAUUAUUUACAAGGUUAACAGCAUUGAACGUAUUGCUCCCGCUUGGAUUACAUGGAUAUAAAUUAUGAAUCAAUUUGUGAUUUUAGUUAUUUAUUAAUUGAUGAAAAUUUUGUACGUUGCAUUGCAGUUGUUAAACUCGCAUGAUUGGGAAAUAAAACGUGGCGUUCGUGAUCGAAUAAAAAAUAUAUAAGUAAUAAGUGGAAAAAGGUCGGAAAAAGGUUGAAAACCAACUUGAAAACCGAUUAGGUAAAGCGUAAAAAAGUGAUGAAAUUAUCCAGCUGUGUUCUGUUCUCAGUGGAAAUUCCGCAACGGUAAACCAUUAAUCCGCAAAACAAACGAAAAUCGAUCGAAUGUAAAAGUUUUAUGUGAAACUAGAUAAGAUAUAUAUUACAGUGAUUUACUAAAAGUGGAGCUUCAAGCGCAUUAUCGUAGAAUCUUAAUUAGGAAACAUUCAUCUCUUUUGCCAAAAAAGCAGAAAAUUUCCAUUCGACUUAACCAAGCUGAAAAUAUAAAAUAAAAUGAAAAUGAAGCUUCGACUAGAAGUUCCAGAUGUGAAAAUUUAUUUAGUCCUUCUACUAGUGAUUGUGAUAGUAAAAACUAGUGGUGGAGAUUCGCCUGCGUCUUAUUGGGAGGAAAAUUAUUCACAACCUUACUUUGACAAUACAACAAGACGCGAUAUUACUGUGACAAUUGGACAAACAGCGAUCCUUCAUUGUCGUGUGAGAAAUCUUGGCGAUAGAGCUGUAUCGUGGAUCCGGAAACGUGACUUGCACAUUAUGACUAUUGGCAUCUUGACAUACACAAAUGACCAACGUUACCAAGCGAUUCACACCGAAGGCUCUGAUGAGUGGUCGUUACGAGUCACGUCGCCUCAACCGCGAGAUUCUGGCGUCUAUGAAUGCCAAGUUUCAACGGAGCCAAAAAUAAGUCAAGCAUACCGAUUGAAUGUUGUGGUAUCGAAAGCGAAAAUUCUUGGCAAUCAAGAGCUUUACAUCAAAAGCGGCAAUGAUAUCAAUUUAACUUGCACAACAUCACAGAUCUCAUCUCCUCCGUCUUUUAUCUAUUGGUACAAGGGUGGUAGAGUAGUAAAUUAUUCGCAACGUGGCGGCAUCAACGUCAGCACAGAUCGUACGACUAAAACGAGCAACUUAGUUAUAUCGAGAGCCACUCCCGCUGAUUCGGGAAAUUACACAUGUGCACCAAGUAAUUCAGACGCUGACUUUGUCAUGGUGCAUGUCAUAAGCAACAUUGAUGCAGCCGCUAUGAAACAUGGCAACAACAGCGGAACCAGCCUUGGACAUUCGUCGCUUAGUCGUGACUACAGUAAAUUGCUGCCUUUGGAUUAUUGCAUUUAUUUGACUAUUAUUCAGUUUUGUAAAAGCAUUUUCCAGAUAACCGUACAAAGACCAUAA
Molecule: messenger RNA, 1422 nt
Organism: Clunio marinus
Lineage: Eukaryota; Metazoa; Arthropoda; Insecta; Diptera; Chironomidae
Source: the annotation of a GenBank genome assembly